This is a messenger RNA of Melozone crissalis (California towhee), 3576 nucleotides long. RefSeq names its product inositol 1,4,5-triphosphate receptor associated 1 (gene IRAG1). The record is from RefSeq and is a predicted model, not a curated record. Bases 474 to 2948 code for a protein of 824 amino acids. Lineage: Eukaryota; Metazoa; Chordata; Aves; Passeriformes; Passerellidae. The transcript is spliced from 22 exons.
GUUAUAUAGAAGACAUGCAGAUGCUAUAUUCUUGCUUGUACAGAGGAUGAAAACAUUUUUGCAAAGUUUUCCCAUUUGAACAUUUCUCAUGCAAUUGCAAAAUCCUGUUUAAUAGUCAUGUCUGAAGUGUUGCAUUACCUCUGCUCCUCAACUUGAACGGAGAAGUUACUCUGGAUGUGAAGAAUCCAUCUGAUAUGAAAGAAACAAGAGAGACCUCAGCAAGGUGCACAAGGCUCGUGCAUACUGAAAUUGUAGAUCUUCACCCACGUCCACUCUUCCUGUGACAUGCACCGCCGGGGAGUGCAGUGAUGCAUUCAUGAGGACACUGCUGAGGACAGCUCCCUGACUCCUGGGCAGGUGUCACACCUGCAGAUCACGAGGCCUCGCAGAGCUUAUGCCUUCAGGCUAACUUGAAACAGAUACUGCCAGCAGUGCAUGGUCCUCUUAGUCAACCUUGCAGCUCCACGUGCUUCAUGCUGCCCACCAUGCCAACCUUACCUGAAGACAAGGGACAAGCAAAAGAGGCCCAGCACAACAGCUCUCCUCCAGCCAAAGACACAACUGUUGAAGGGACAACAUGCAGCACACCUUCUAUUGUUCUUCCAGAGAAUGCUGUCACUCCAGAUGUAGAAAUUCAUAAAAAUCUGGUUAACAGGCCUCGGAGUCCCCAUAGGAGACAUUCUAACCGUGCCACCAGGAAUUCAACAAGUUCACUGACUUCUGUUGACAAUAGUGGUCAUGUGAUUGAUCUGGUGAAUGAUCCACUACCAGAUGUCAAAAUAUCAGAGGAAGACAAAAAGAAGAACCUUGAAUUGUUAGAAGAAGCAAAGAAAGUGAGUGAGAGGUUCCUAACACGCAGAGGCAGGAAGUCAAGAAGCAGCCUCUCAGAGUCACCCACAGGGUCUGAUGCAUGCACAGCCACUAGUAUUGAGUCAGUAUCUCCAGGGCAGAAUAACAGAAUUGUGAAAGAGGAUGACAGGCAAACUGCAGAGAAUGCUGCAAAAGGAUUAAUUGAUCGAAGGCAGAAUGAUCAAAGAAAGAUUUCUCAGGGAAGGUUGGUUCCUCGUUCUGCUGGCUUUGAAAACUCCAAAGAGAAGCUCUCAGACCAAAAGGAAAACUUUGAUCCACGUAAACAUAUGGAUACUUUACCUAAAUUCUCCCCUUCAGCUGGUGAUGGUGGCAGAAUGUCUCUUAAUACUUGCGUGAAUGUUUGUGAAAAUGAACUUGGAAAAUCGUUCCUCAAGAAAGGGAAGGAAAAUGAUGUUCCUUUAAGAACCCAUCUACCAGGACCAGGAAUAGGAAAUAUGGACUCAAAGCUAAAAAUUCCUGUUCCAGAAAUGAGGGACCAUAAAGUUCCAUUUAAACCAGAAUUUAAACUGUGUGGACUGCGUCCUCCUCUAUUACGGGCUGUGUCCUGGGAUAGCUUGGAGCCUGGACAGAAAGAGAAAACCCCUUUAAAAUUACCAUCUGAGGAAGAUAAAGGCUUUCUUGGUAAUAAAUCCAACAAUCAGUUAAAAGCUUUCAAAGACCUUCAAAUCCAAGUUCAGCCAGUUCGAAUGCAGAAGCUGACAAAGCUCAGAGAGGAGCAUAUUUUGAUGAGAAAUCAAAAUUUAGUUGGACUUAAACUUCCUGAACUUAGUGAAGCAGCGGAACAGGAAAAAGGCCCUUCACCUCUGCCUUCCCCCACUGAAGAGGAAGAGACAAAGAGCAGCUCUGAUGUCAUGCCCAGCAUUCCUGAUGUAUUGCUGCGAAAACUGAGAGUGCACAAAUCACUUCCAGGAAGCUCCCCACCACUCACUGAAAAAGAAGUUGAGAAUGUAUUUGUACAACUCUCCUUGGCCUUUAGAAAUGAUAGUUAUACAUUGGAAUCUAGAAUUCAGCAGGCAGAGAGAGAGAGAAAUCUUACUGAAGAGAAUGCCGAGAAGGAACUGGAAAACUUUAAAGCAGCCAUUACGUCUUCAGCUCACCUGUGGCACCACUAUGAGCACAGGGAAGCGUACCAGAGGCUCCUGGAGGACAUCGCAGUGCUGCGGCGUUUGGCUGCCCGGCUCUCCAGCCGCGCCGAGAUGGUCGGAGCCGUUCGCCAGGAGAAGCGUAUGUCAAAGGCAACAGAAGUAAUGAUGCAGUAUGUGGAAAAUCUGAAAAGGACAUAUGAAAAGGAUCAUGCUGAACUGAUGGAGUUCAAGAAACUUGCCAAUCAGAAUUCUAGCAGAACCUAUGGUGCAUCUGAAGAUGGAGUUCCUCGUUCAUCUAGAUCCAUGUCUCUCACUGUUGGAAAGAAUAUGCCUCGAAGGAGAGUCAGUGUUGCUGUUGUUCCUAAAUUUAACUCCUUGAACAUUCCUGGUCAGUCACCAACAGCUUCACCUAUACCUACUAUGCCAUCCCUGUCUGAAUCACCCAGUAAUGGAAGGAGCAGCCUAACAUCUACUCCUGCUCUGCCAGCACUUCUAGAAAAUGGGAAGUCAAAUGGAGAACCUGACUGUGAAACCUCAACUCCUGUGCUGACACAGAGUGGGUUGGAAGAGAUCAGUCCUGAAACUAAAGCCAAGAUAGAAGAGGAAGCAUAUAACAAGGGAUAUCAGGAAGCCUUGAAGAAGGCCAAAGAACUUCAGGAACUGAAGGAAGAAGAUGAAGAGACACCCAAAGAAAGUCAUGAGGAACAUGAAGAAAGUGAAAAUGAAGAUGAGAUAAAAAACCUGAAAAGCAGCAGACUUGAAGUCAUCGUUAAUUAUUUAUAUAUCCUGUACCCCAAACUGUGCAAACACUGGAACGUGGUGUGGCUUGUGGUGGCUGCAAUAGUCAUUUUUGCUGUGGUGUUGGGAAUCUACCACUCCUACAACUCCUGUGAUGAAAAGUCAGAGGCAGCUGAAGGGAAGGCCAGCUGCUCUGCGGCCCAGCAGUAUUCCUGGUGGAGCUCAGGAUUCCGGCAGCCCCAACGCGCGGAAUAACAGAGGGACAGCCACGCCCUUGUGGUCCCUGAGUGAGUUUGUGUAGUAGAGCAGCGUGUUUAAAGGUAGUGCUUAGUCAUCCCUGUGGCUGCUCCACUGAUCCCUUAGGCAAGUGAGUUACUCCACACCACCAGGUUUGGGAUCCAUGGUGAGCAUUCCUUGCUAAGAUGCCAAUCUGAUCAAUAAUCCUGUCUGUCCUCUUAUUGUCAAGGACUCGUAGAAAUAAAGUAGUGUUGAAUCAUGGUAAGGUUGUGGCAGUAAUCAGCAACCUGCAAGACAUUUAAAAGAAUGAUUUGCACAGGACAUUGACAUUUUGAAGACCAUCAUAAAACCCACAUUUGCAGUUAAUGCUUUACUUUGCAUUUCCUGAAUUUACUGUUGAUUGUUGAAGUACUAAUUGCAUUUAGUCCUUUGGGUUUUAAGAGGCUAAUUCAUUUCCAUAUUCAUGACUAUUGGGCAGAAAUAGAAGCACUUCCAUGGAAGAAUAUAAUUAUAUUCUAAGACCAAAUGCCUUGCUGCUAAAGUCAUUUUAUAAGAGGAAUUAUCUAUAUGAUUAUUUAAAUGGAAUGCUAAGUACAUGCAUAAAUGUUUUUUAUGAUAUGUUUUAAGAAUGGGACCACCAAUUUUU